CUCUUCACCUACCUAGUAUUCCUUAUUCCUAUGAAAGAUUAAAAGAUUAACAUCGUUCUACUUACAUAUUAUAUGAUUACUCAGAAUCCUCUUUUGAUUCACCUUAUCCUCCAACGAACUGUACUUCCUAGGUACAUCCAUACCCAGUGUGUGACAUCAACCUAAAACCCACUACCGCUAUCUACCUAUUCACAAUCAAGACGCCAUAUCAACGCUCACUCACACAAUCAACCAUCAACCAUCAACCACCUCGAAUCAUCCACCGCGUCGUUAACUCAGAACUGUAUAAAUUUAUUAUCAAAAACACUUCAAUAAAGUACCUCGAAAGAUUUUACCAAAACCACCCAACCUUCAUACUUCCAAAAACCGUUUGGGUAGAAUCACAAACUUGAACUCGGCAGUUUAUCGACAAACUGCCAUUCGUUAUCCUGAACCUCGACAAUAACCAGCCAACCGGCUUCCAAUAAUUCCUCUCCGCUAUCAACAUUGCACAACACACGAGCCGCAUCUCCCUUCUACCUUUUCUGCCGUUUACAUUAAAAAGAGCUCGAUCGUCUCCUGGAGGCUUGCCAAUAACGACCGAGGGCGCAUACAAAGCAAGCUCAACUUCGCUUCCGUUACCUAACAUAUUCAUCAUCGUACAACCUUCAUUCUAAACCUCCACCAGACUCACAACCUCACUCCGAUUCCUUUACUUUAUCAACCCAACAAUAAGUGUGUCGAUGCAUACGAUCAUUUCAUCAAAGAUAUAGCCUCUUUCGAGUUGUUGAGUCGAGGGGAGGAUCAUUUGAGGAUUUGAGAAGGAUAUCGACCAUUCCUGGUUGAACAAUCGCAGCCAUGGCCUCAAAGACUCCUUCAUCUUCGUCGUCAAGGCGGCCGAGGAACGUUGGGGUGGGAUCUUUUACUAUCAACGAGGAGAUUGGUAAAGGGAGUUUUGCCACGGUUUAUCGUGGUACACAUGUGGUAUGUGUUUGAGUUGAUGGCAGCCUUGUUUUACUGUUUGUGAUGACUUUGGAGGGCUUUGAGUAGCUCACAUCUCACCAACUUGCAUCCCGUCUUUCCUCAUAUCAAUAAUGCUAAUGUGUUUCAUUACAGCCCAGUGGAUCUCUCGUGGCGAUAAAGUCCGUAAACCUUGGCAGACUCAAUAAGAAGCUUAAAGAUAACUUAUACGUCGAAAUCGAAAUAUUGAAAAGCCUUCACCAUCCUCAUAUCGUUGCGCUUAUGGAUUGCAGAGAAUCUACAUCCCACAUACAUCUGAUGAUGGAGUAUUGUGAAUUGGGGGAUUUAUCAUACUUCAUCAAAAAGAGAGAUAAGCUGGCCGACAACCCUUCGCUCUCCGAUAUGAUCGGGAAAUAUCCUAUGCCAGUCGAUGGCGGACUCAACCAAGUUGUAGUUCGACACUUCUUCAAACAAUUGUCAAGCGCGAUGCAAUUCUUGAGGGAUCGGGACUUCGUACACAGGGAUGUGAAACCACAAAAUCUUCUUUUAAUCCCAUCCCCGGAUUGGAUGGCGAAGAGGCAAAGUGGACCAGAAGCCAUGAAAGCGAGCAAGGAAUCUAUUGUACCUAUGGUUGGUAUCAACUCAUUACCAAUGCUUAAAUUGGCAGAUUUCGGAUUUGCUCGAUCAUUACCCUCUACCUCGCUUGCUGAGACUUUAUGCGGUUCCCCCCUUUACAUGGCACCUGAAAUUCUACGUUAUGAAAAAUACGAUGCACGAGCCGAUCUCUGGUCCAUUGGGACUGUUCUUUACGAAAUGAUGACUGGUAAACCACCAUUUAGAGCGGCGAAUCACGUUGAAUUAUUACGCAAAAUUGAACAGAAUGAAGAUGACAUUAGAUUCCCUAGCAAGGCCGUUUUUAGCAGAGAUUUGAAGGACAUUGCACGCCGAUUUCUUAAGAAAAGACCCGAGGAUCGAAUAACCUUUCCAGAAUACUUUGCCCACCCAGUUGUGACCGGACCAAUACCUGGCCUGGUUGGAGAGGAUUUACCCAAGGAGAUUAUUACACCUUUGAGAUCACCGGAAGCCUCCAUAGCUCGACAUCCAUCUUUGAGAGAGCGCCAACGUGAAAAUCCAACUCCUAAGCCUGUUGAAACGACAUAUGAAUCAUUGAUUGCCAGAGAUAUUGGGGAACAAGCUCCAAAGAGUCCGCAUAUAGAUGCCAAUCAACCUGUGGAAACAACAGGCCAUAAAUCCGGCCGUCCAGGGUCAAGAGAUCGGCCUUCACCAAUUUCUGCCGCAACUGCCCCAAAUGUAGAUACCUUACCAAGACAAAGGGACCGCACGGAACGACAUUAUGCUCCAACCGCAAGACCUGUGUCCAGGAAACCAUCUUAUGAUGAGCAAGCAAAUUUGCCAGUCCAGGGAGAGAUUCGAUCGAGUGAUUCCAUAACAGAAGCCGAACAAGAUGUUCGAGAUGCCAGGGAAUAUGUCCUCGUUGAGAAGAAAGCAGUUGAAGUCAAUGCUUUUGCAGAUGAGAUGGCUGCAAGUCCACGACUUGCACAUGCUAAUCACAUACCAAAGCAACCAACCAGAAGACAUACAUCAAUGGGAGCACCAAAUUCGACAUCAGGGGCAGUAGCUGUACCACCCUCACGCGCCGUUCAAAAAGCUCAAGGAAAUAUUCGACCAGAUACAUCAUCCGCAAGGAAUUCAUAUGGUUCCUAUGGUAAAACCGGUAGCAGCCCAUCAACUGCUUCAGCUAUAGCUAAAGCACUACAAGGCGCCAGUGUGAGAGUGUUUGGAGUUUCUUGGUCUCCGACGCUUAUUGGAAAGGGCCCUUCCCCACAGCAAUUAUACAAUCCUUAUCCCGCUUAUCCUACACCUAACACUGGAUUGAUUGGUGACGCUCGACCUAUUGAUGAGGAUCAAAGAGUUGUGAAUGUUAUAGAGGAUUCCGCAACUAGAAGUGAUGUUGUGUAUGGAUUUGCUGAAGUCAAAUACCGACAACUCAUUCCUUUAGCACCUUCUAUGAAUCAUGGCCUUGGAGGUCCAAAUAACGAAAAGGUGGGCGACGCCAUGGAUGAAGAUGAUGGUCUAACGGUGGAGGCCAUCGUCAAUCUUUCCGAGGAAGCACUUGUAUUAUAUGUCAAAUCGUUAUCCCUUCUGUCAAUGUCUAUGGAUAUCGCUGGAGCUUGGUGGAUGCGAAAGAACCGGGGCGGAGUUAUCAGUGGAGGCCAUACUCCAGGAAGCGAUUCAUCAUCAGCAGUGCAGGCAGGAAAUCGCAUCAAUGGUGCAGUUCAGUGGGUCCGAACUCGAUUCAACGAAGUCUUGGAGAAAGCAGAGCUUGUUCGACUUAAAUUGGUCGAGGCUCAAAAACGACUUCCGGAAGAUCAUCCAGGGCAUCCAAGUAAUCAUGCAACAGCUUCAAAAAUAGUUGGUGGAUCGUCAACUACUGAUGGUGUUGUACUGAGUUCUGGUAUAACUGCUGAGAAAUUGAUGUAUGAUCGUGCUCUAGAGAUGAGUCGUACAGCAGCUAUCAAUGAGUUGGCAAAUGAGGAUCUUCCUGGUUGUGAAAUUUCAUACACCACUGCCAUUAGAAUGCUUGAAGCAGUUCUCGAAAACGAUGAAGAAUUUAUUUCUCGAAAGAGAUCACCAAGUUUACGAGAAGAUAAAGAGAAGUGUGAUGGUGGAGAAGUCAAUGGUAUUAAUUUUGGAGAUAGAAAGGAUGUCUUGAAAGGUAUUUACUAAUUCUGAGUUGAUGCUAACACUCUUGAAGAAUGCUGACCUAAAAAUAGUCCUUCAAAUGAUCCGAACUCGUCUUCAUGUUCUCAAGAAGAAAAUGGCAGUUAUCGCUAGACAUCAAUCAAUGCCACCUCUAUCAUCUCCACGUCAUAGCCAUAGUGGAGGAACUACUCCUACUAUCGCUAAUACUCCACCGCAUUAAAACUACACGGGCGAGCAAGAAAGCUGGGCUUUUCUGUCAGCCAAAUGCAUUAUGAUAACAUGGAAGUACUGCUAACGCAUACCUUUGGCGUUGUCGAAUUUUUUUCUUCAUUCUCAUUUCUCUUUUCAUCCGUUUUAAUCUGAAUUUUGUAUGAGUUUUUAGAAAUCUUUUGGGGAUUUGUUUUUGUGUGGAUUUGGUGGAUUUGGUGGAUUCUUUUUCUUUUUGCCUUGAGUGAAUCUAUCUCCAUACGGAAACUUUCACAUGGUGACAGGUUCAUGACGUUCAUUCAGUCUCCCAACUCAAUGAUAUUUAUGAUGGUAUGGUAUGGGAUAGGAUGGUUGGGAUUGGCGUUCUAAACUUCAUACCAGUAUCAUUAUUUUCGAGGAUUGGAGCUUGUGAAUACCCCGGCUUCUUUGAUUUUUCCUUUUAUUUACGAUUUUUUAGUUUUCUUUUUUUUGCGAGAAGCAACGGGGUUAGGAUGGGAAGCGGGAUGGAUGGUUGGUUGGAUAGGAUUGAAUGGAUUGAUGGUGCUUGGUAGAAACAGAUUGGAAGCACACGCAUAUUCACAAGCAAAUGGAUGGAUGGACGAAUGGAAUUGGACACCGCGUCUCUUUGGCGCUCUAGUGGAUUGAAUUAGUUCAGGUUUGGUAUUGGUGUUACGGUAUGGGUUUGAUAGGGAUUUUGAUCAGAGGUUUGGGAAGUUUGUUGAUUGUUUCAAGGGGGUUCUUUUCUUGCUAAGUUAUUUGAGUUUGGGUUUGUUAGGUGGUUGGUUGAUUGUAUUUAGGUGGAUGUGGUUGUGAAUGUGAAUGUGGAUGUGGAUGAAGACGAAGAUGGAUAUGGAUAUGAUUGGUGAAAGAAGAGAUUAGGGAACGAAAGCAUGAAUGGAUGGAUGGAGAGAGAGAGGAGAUACGGUGAUAUGGACAGAUAACCAUAU
Molecule: messenger RNA, 4817 nt
Organism: Sclerotinia trifoliorum
Lineage: Eukaryota; Fungi; Ascomycota; Leotiomycetes; Helotiales; Sclerotiniaceae
Source: the annotation of a GenBank genome assembly